GUAAUUGUGUUGGAAAUAAAAUAAAAAUAUAUAUGUAUGUGUAUGUGCGCGUGUAUAUAGUAUAUAUUUUGCUCUGAGGCAUUCGCCUGUUCGUGAGUGUAUGCGAAGUUUUGCAAAUGAAACGGAACGCAAACCAAAUGAAAAAGUGCAUAAAAAUGCAACAGCAGCAGCAGCAGCAAUAAUUGUCAGCGACACAACAACAACAACAACAAAAGCAGUAACAGCAGUUGCAAAAGUAAAUUUCUUUCAAUGCAUUAAAAUCGGGUAUCAGCGCAAAGAAGUUUAAAAUUGUCCUUAGAAAAAUUARCAAAGCCUUUAGUGCUGUAAGAAAAUUGUUAACGAAAGCCUUAAGAUACGUGAUUUCUAUUAUUUGUGCCCGCUGUGGCACCAAAAACAGCAAGAACCAACGAAUAUUUUUCCAACUGAAUUUGAAAUUAUGCAGCAUGUAAAUCAAGCUCACCACCAACUUUAGGCUUCUGCAAGCGUGCUUUCUGUCGUUGUCGUCGGCAGCAUCUACAUUUUUCUCACCACCACCGUAUUCAGCAUGUCGCAUCAGACCGCACGUCGCGCACAAGCGCCUACAAGUCUCGAAUGUCCGCUGGCAUCACUGGGACGCAACAGUAGCACCGUCAUCGAUUCGCUGACGGGACAUCAUCAACCGCCAUAUCAUCAUCCACUCAGUUCCAGUCCACUCGAUCCGCAGGUCUAUCAAAUGUCACGCAAAUCGCCGGACCUCAGCAUCGACGCCGACGAUAUCAUCUACACACCAUCGGCUUCGCAACAAGGUGAUACCGUAGAUGGUCUGCUCAAUGAAUUGGUUAACAUUGAAGAAGAUGCGGAAACUGCUGCAGUAGCUGCAACGGCGCUGAAUGCGACCGCGCAACGUAAUCACACGCUACCAGAAAUGUAUCAGUUGCCGCAUAGCGGCUCACAUGGCGGUAGUACAACAGGCGGCCGUAUAACUAGACAUCAGGGUGGACGUUGCAGCGUACCGACGGUGUCCAGUGCGGUCAAUGGUGGUAGCACACGUAAUAUGCAAUACUUUUUGGAGAAGAAAAUGGACGCGCUCUACUUGGGCAAUGCGAUACGUGCGCUUCCCUUGGGUUCGGAGGCGAGUCAUUUUCAGAAUGAGCGCUAUUUUCUCGAAGACGGRCUGCGUAAUAUAUGCAAUUAUAAUAAUGGCACCGAACGACUAGCGGAUGCGCACUACUUGCGCCACCACGCCUCCAGUCCCAGCGAAACGAGCGGUUCGGAUCGUUACCUGCUAAAUCGCACCGGUUCACCGACGGAUGCAUUCAGCUCUUCCAAUCAUUUGGAAAAUUUUGCCAAUACCAGCAACAAUACCACAUCCUCUAACCUUGCGCUGGAUCAACGUUUCCAUCAUACCAAAGUGAAAAGUCUCUCCGAUGGGCUAUGCAACAUCGGACGCUUCUCACCUAGUCUGGAUCAAGGUUAUGCCACGCUUGUUUCGCCCUCGCCAACGGGUCAUCAUCCAAACACAAUCACAACGCAUAGCAUCGUACACCACCCACCGCCGUCGACSACCACUUUAACAACAGUGACACGCACACGACACGACAAUGUCGCGCCACCACCAUGGAAUAAGAAGACCUUCCGUUCGGGACCACUCUUCGAUCGGCUACCCGACGAUGUGGUYUUGAAGAUUUUCAACUGGUUCGACAGUUGCGAGUUGUGUAUUUUGGCGCGSGUGUGUCGACGUUUYGACCAACUYGCCUGGCGCCCAGUGCUCUGGAAGGUGAUCUCGCUGAAAGGUGAACACCUGAAUGGCGAUAAGACGCUAAAAAUGAUUUUCCGACAAUUGUGCGGGCAAACAUGCAACGGCUCGUGUCCGGAAGUUGAGCGUGUAAUGCUCUCCGAGGGCUGUCGAAUUUCCGAUAAAGGYUUGCAGUUGUUAACGCGACGCUGCCCGGAAUUGACACAUCUGCAGCUGCAAACCUGCAUGCAGGUGUCGAAUCAAGCGCUCAUGGACGUACUUACAAAAUGUACAAAUUUGCAGCAUCUCGAUGUGACSGGCUGCAGUCAGGUGGUCAGCAUCAGCACGCAUCCAAAUCUGGAACAACCACGCCGUCUGCUGCURCAAUAUUUAGAUCUGACGGAUUGUAUUGUCUUAGACGACGUCGGACUUAAAAUCGUGGUGAAAAAUUGUCCACAACUGGUGUAUCUAUACCUUAGACGCUGUAUAAAAAUUACAGAUGCCGGCUUGAAAUUCGUACCAAGUUUUUGCAUCGCACUCAAGGAGCUCAGCAUAUCCGAUUGCGUAAACAUUACCGAUUUCGGUCUCUAUGAACUCGCCAAACUCGGCGCUGUUUUACGUUACCUCUCCGUWGCGAAGUGUGAUCGCGUCUCCGAUGCUGGACUCAAAGUGAUCGCGCGUCGCUGCUAUAAGCUGCGUUACCUAAAUGCGCGCGGCUGUGAAGCGGUGAGCGAUGAUUCCAUCACUGUGCUGGCACAUUCCUGUCCGCGUCUGCGUGCACUUGACAUCGGCAAGUGCGAUGUGAGCGAUGCGGGUCUGCGUGCGCUCGCCGAAAGCUGUCCGAAUUUGAAGAAGCUCAGUUUGCGGAAUUGUGAUAUGAUAACGGACCGUGGCGUGCAGUGCAUUGCUUACUACUGUCGCGGCCUACAACAGCUGAAUAUACAGGAUUGCCAGAUAUCGAUAGAGGGCUAUCGGGCGGUGAAGAAAUACUGUAAGCGCUGCGUUAUAGAACACACAAAUCCAGGUUUCUGUUGAGGCGUCAAGUGUUAUACAUAAAUGGCGUGUUGUACGCAUGGUCAUUAUAAUUUUUAGUAAAGUGUGUGUGGCACAAUGGUGAAUAGAGGCAAUAUAAUGAAUUUCCUGUAUGUGCGUUUAGGUUUUUUGGACUUAAUGAAGUUAGAAAUAUUUCACAAAAUGAAAUUAAAUUGAAGUAGCACACAAGAUUUCGUAUAGACUUUGCUAUACUGCUCACUUGAAAUACUCUGCAUUUAAACUUAUUAUYACAAAGUAAUUUUCAUCUAAACKUGGAUUCGUAAAUGGAGUUGCAAAAAAUAUACACAGCUGUCAGAAAAUCAUAUGCACUCACAUAAAACGGUAUAACUGCAUAAUUAUCAUUUCCUUUUAGCCCAUCUUAUUCUUUUAUUAAUACGCUACUUUGACCGGCUAGCGCAGCUUAUACUAGAUUUUCCAAUUUUUUAAUGAAUUCCAMCAAACUUGUCAGUUUACGGAAAAUAAUGCGUAGCAAAUAUUUACAUAUGUGUAUUUUACUUAUUUUUUUAAUUUUAUAGAAGCAAUCUAUGUUUAGGUAUUUGCUGUCUCAAGCGUUGUGCAAACGUUUCUAUCUUCAUUUACUUAUAUAUAUAAUAUUUAUAAAACAUAUUUUAACGAACUUGUAAAUACAGUAGAUACAUAUAAAUUAUGCAAGUAAAUUAAAAUUUCGUUAAUAUGAUAAUUGAUGAAACAAAAUU
This is a messenger RNA of Bactrocera latifrons, 3462 nucleotides long. RefSeq names its product F-box/LRR-repeat protein 7 (gene Fbxl7). The transcript is spliced from 6 exons. Lineage: Eukaryota; Metazoa; Arthropoda; Insecta; Diptera; Tephritidae. Gene Ontology annotation, biological process: SCF-dependent proteasomal ubiquitin-dependent protein catabolic process. Gene Ontology annotation, cellular component: SCF ubiquitin ligase complex. Gene Ontology annotation, molecular function: protein binding. The coding region runs from base 545 to 2749 and encodes 734 amino acids. The record is from RefSeq and is a predicted model, not a curated record.